AUGGCAGAGGUUCCACCGGAAAGGUUUCGUAUCCCCUCCAUCAAGCUCUAUGACGGAAGCACAGAUCCCUAUGACCACGUUGAGCUUUUCUCCUCUCACAUGCUGGUGCAAUCUGGGUCGGACACGAUGUGGUGCCGAGCAUUUUCGACUACUUUGGGAGGACAUGCCUGGACCUGGUACUCCUGCCUUCCCCAUCGUUCCAUCAACCGCUGGGAAGAGCUGAAGACCUGUUUCUUAGCCCACUACGCUCCCUUGAAGCACCACCGAAAGUCUUCCAUGGCUCUGAUGAACAUCAAGCAGAACCAGGGUGAAUCCCUAAGGGAUUUCGUGGCUAGGUUCAACGAAAAGGCGUUAAGUAUCGAUGAGUUUGACCAGCGAAUCGCAAUGGUGGCUCUUCAAAAUGGCUUGAGAGCUGGGCCAUUUGCUCAGUCCUUAGCCAAGACUCCGCCUCGUACUUUCACAGAGGCCCUAGCCCGGGCUAAUAAGUACAUCAACGCUGAAGAAGUGAUGAAGGUGAAGCGGGCGGAACAACCUGAUAGGAAGGAAAGAGAAAAGGAGAAGAAAAAGCCAGUAGCAGAGCAGAAGACGGACUAUCGCCCCUCCUAA
Molecule: messenger RNA, 606 nt
Organism: Diospyros lotus (date-plum)
Lineage: Eukaryota; Viridiplantae; Streptophyta; Magnoliopsida; Ericales; Ebenaceae
Exons: 1
Coding region: 1-606 (201 amino acids)
Source: RefSeq, a predicted model, not a curated record